GUCGUCUCACAUUUCACUUUCUUUAUCCAAUGCCCAUUCGUUUCUUAACCAUCCCAUAUGUACAUUCCACCGCUUUGUCUUACUCUGCCUACUUUCACUACCCAAACGCCGUUCUACCUGCUUUUUCCAGGAAACCAAACGCCAUUCUUCCUCACCUCAUUGUCAACUCUUACAAGGUGAAUUGAAGCAUGGCUGCAAAAUUUAAAAAGUGCAUGAUGUUAUGUUGUUCGGCAAAGGUCUCGAAGGAAGAAGAUAUGGGAAGCGAGUCAUACGAGGAAGCCAUUGCAGCUUUGUCGAAGCUUCUCAGUGACAAAGCUGAUCUCGGGAGUGUCGCCGCCGCAAAAAUCAAGCAGAUAACAGCCGAGUUAGAGGCAGCUGCCGAUUCCACUCAGUUCGACCCGGUCAAGCGGCUCGAGACCGGUUUCCUUCACUUCAAGAAAGAAAAAUUUGACAAAAAUCCUGAUCUGUACGGUGCACUUGCCAAAGGGCAAAGUCCUAAGUUCUUGGUAUUUGCAUGCUCCGACUCUCGGGUGUGCCCCUCCCACAUCCUGAAUUUCCAACCAGGGGAGGCUUUUAUCGUCCGUAACAUUGCCAGCAUGGUCCCGCCCUAUGACAAGAAAAAAUACUCUGGAGCUGGGGCGGCCAUCGAAUACGCUGUCCUGCAUCUGAAGGUGGAGAAUAUAGUAGUUAUUGGACACAGUUGCUGUGGAGGUAUCAAAGGGCUUAUGUCCAUCCCAGACGACGGGACCACUGCUAGUGAUUUCAUAGAACAAUGGGUUAGCAUCUGUACACCAGCAAAGACCAAAGUGAAAUCAGAACAGAAUGAGCUAAGUUUCUCGGAGCAAUGCACCAACUGCGAGAAGGAGGCAGUCAAUGUAUCACUGGGGAACCUAUUGACGUAUCCAUUUGUGAGAGAAGCAGUGGUGAAGAAAACAGUGGCCCUGAAAGGUGCACAUUACGAUUUCGUGAAUGGAAAGUUAGAUCUGUGGAAUCUGGAUUUCAAGAUUUCACCCACUUUAGCAAUAUGAGGAUGCAUGCAGCACUUUUUCUAUUUGCAGCAGUUUUUAGAAGCAGUGUUCCUACCUUGGUUCAUUUUAAUAGUUUUCUGUGUGAAAAAAGAAUAAGUAUUUAAAAGGCAGUGUUGUUUAAUUUGUACUCUAGAAAGAAAAUCUUGAGCUUAAUGGAGUAGUGUUUUAUCAA
Messenger RNA from Gossypium raimondii (Peruvian cotton), 1200 nucleotides. RefSeq names its product carbonic anhydrase 2. Bases 189 to 1028 code for a protein of 279 amino acids. Gene Ontology annotation, molecular function: zinc ion binding; carbonate dehydratase activity. Gene Ontology annotation, biological process: carbon utilization. Lineage: Eukaryota; Viridiplantae; Streptophyta; Magnoliopsida; Malvales; Malvaceae. The record is from RefSeq and is a predicted model, not a curated record. The transcript has 10 exons.